Cajanus cajan (pigeon pea) is the source of this 1585-nucleotide messenger RNA. Its product is annotated as putative aspartic proteinase GIP2. The record is from RefSeq and is a predicted model, not a curated record. NCBI's taxonomy places the organism in Eukaryota, Viridiplantae, Streptophyta, Magnoliopsida, Fabales, Fabaceae. Gene Ontology annotation, biological process: proteolysis. Gene Ontology annotation, molecular function: aspartic-type endopeptidase activity.
AUCCAAAAGAAAGAAAAGUCCAACAUGAAAAACCUAUAUAAUAAGCAUGUCACAUCCAUCUUCAUUAUUCACAUCUUUAACACGUUCUCUUACAUCUCUACCUCCCCCAUGCUGGUUCCAAUGGCUCUCACAUUUAGACUCUUAUUUUUGUCCUUUCUCUCAUUGUUAAUCUCCUCCUCCAUAGCCCAAACCUCCUUCAGACCAAAGGCCCUUGUUCUUCCAGUCACCAAAGAUGUUUCUGCCCCAUCGCCUCAGUAUGUAACUCAAAUCAAACAAAGAACUCCACUUGUGCCUGUGAAGCUAACCCUUGAUCUUGGUGGUGGCUACUUUUGGGUGAACUGUGAAGAGGGUUAUGUCUCAUCUACCUCUAAACCAGCCCGUUGUGGCUCUGCUCAGUGCUCCCUUUUCGGGCUACAUGGUUGCAGUGGAGAGAAAAUAUGCGGUCGCUCUCCAAGCAACACUGUCACUGGUGUUUCCACAUCUGGUGACAUUCAUGCAGACGUUGUUUCCAUCAAUUCCACUGAUGGAAACAACCCUGGUAGGGUGGUUUCUGUGCCAAACUUUCUCUUCAUAUGUGGAUCAAAUGUUGUGCAAAAAGGCCUUGCUAGUGGGGUCACAGGCAUGGCUGGUCUUGGCAGGACCAAAGUUUCUUUUCCUUCUCAAUUUGCCUCAGCUUUCAGCUUCCACAGAAAAUUCGCCAUUUGCUUGAGUUCUUCCCCUAUGACAAAUGGUGUAAUGUUCUUUGGUGAUGGCCCUUAUAAUUUGAACAUGGAUGUCUCCAAGGUUCUCACUUUCACUCCUCUCAUUACAAACCCUGUUAGCACUGCUCCAAGUGCUUUCUUGGGGGAACCCUCUGUGGAAUAUUUCAUUGGGGUGAAAUCUAUUAGAGUCUCUGGCAAAAAUGUGCCAUUGAAUGCAACCCUUUUGUCUAUAGAUGGAAAUGGCUUUGGUGGGACCAAGAUUAGCACUGUUAAUCCAUACACUGUUAUGGAGACCACAAUUUACAAAGCUGUCUCUGAGGCGUUUGUGAAAGCGGUUGGGGUCCCUACUGUUGCACCUGUGGCUCCAUUUGGGACUUGCUUUGCAACCAAAGAUAUUGGGUUUUCAAGAAUGGGCCCGGGUGUGCCUGCCAUAGAUCUGGUGUUGCACAAUGAGGAAGUGGUGUGGAACAUCAUUGGUGCAAACUCAAUGGUGCAGCUUAAUGAUGUAAUUUGCUUGGGCUUUGUGGAUGCUGGAUCAGGCCCAAGUACGGACCAAGUUGGGUUUGUGGUGGGUGGUUCUCACCCAAUGACUUCAAUCACAAUUGGAGCACAUCAGUUGGAGAACAACUUGCUGCAAUUUGAUUUAGCAACCUCAAGGCUUGGGUUCCGCUCCCUCUUCUUGGAACACACCAACUGUGCCAACUUUAACUUUACUUCUUCUACUUAGAAUUGGAUUAUUCUACUCUAAUCAAAAUUUGGUACACGGGGUUUGUAUUUUAAGGUCAAUGUGAUGAAUAAGUGAGGUUACAUUUAUACAUAGCCUCUAAAAUUUAAUUACCGUAUGUCUAAAAAAUAAAUAGCACAGUUGUUUGAUGGAGCUACCA